AUGUUCAGAGCCCUAAUGGAGGCAACAGGCAGCAAUGAAACUAAACUUCUUCUAUCAUGGGUUUUCAAAAGCCGCAUUUGUACAGCUACAUCUGGCCUUCUUAGUCCUCGUGAAGCUGAGGUUUCACAGAGUGGUCAUCUUUUGGCCUCUUGCGAUCCGAACGAUCCUGUUGUUCCCCCCUCCGAUCGUAUUCUACAACGUGUCCUGGCUUUCUCUGAGUCCAGAGAGGAACUUCUAUGCCUCGUCUAUGAUAAGAAGACGGAAGAGCAAUCUUUUUUGGCUCUAGACAUUAGGAAUGUCUCCUGUCCCAAAGAAUCUUGGUCCUUUCCUCAACCCCUUGCAUCAUAUCGGCAGCCCAGGCAUUCUCGAUCUCGCCUUAAUACUGCAUUGACAACUGCUGCAGCCUAUGACCACAUGACCAGCAACUUUAUUGCUCUUCUGCUACCUGAGCCAUUUAUUGCUUCUUCUGCCGCAGCUAUCGCCUCUAAUGGCGGUGAUGCUUUGGCACCUGAUUUCUCCUCUGCCUUGUCCGAGCCGGUUGUUGGCUGCAUACUUAGGCCACCCAAGUUAAUGCAGCGUUUACCUACAACUGCUAAGCAAAGGCCAGAUUUGCAAUUCUUUCUUUGCUCACCGAUCUCGGUUUUGGGGCAGCCAAUAGUCGAUGAUAGACCCGAAUCUAAGGCGUUUAUAGCUUCGAGUCUUGCAUGGGCUUUGCAAGACAGUAUUUUAAUCUCAGCUCUUCCAACUGGAUCUCUCGUUUACUGGCGCCUCCCUUCUGAAACUCAUACGCCUCUACUCUUUCAGCAACACCGGCAUUUCCCUGAACAUAGCUCGGAUUCAUCAACCCCAUCUGAGCUGUAUAACGACUCCAAAGUCGAUAUGCGACCUAUGAGUAUCGUUUGCCGUCCCCUUCUUAUGCAUCCUUAUCAUACUAUCUCCCCCUCGAGUUGCAUAGCCUCGAAGGCAGAAGGAGACAACGGAAAUAUAGCUGCCUUGGGAAAGCUUCUUGUCCUACUUUCUGUCUCUCCGCUGGACACCAGUCUCCUCGCAUCUGCUGUCUUUCCCUGUUCUGUUAAAGAAUCGAGUUCCGAUUGUCCUGUUGCUCCACAUGGUGCUGGCGCUGGCGGCCGCGUACACCUUUGGCGGCUGCGCAUCUUGGCGGGUGAAAAUGCCGGCUUCGCAGCAGACCUUUUGGCAAUUUGUUCGCCACAUUGUGAGAUUGACCUCUCUCGAAAGUUGGCUCAUGGACAAGGUACAUUCCAAGACGUUUCGCCCGCAUCGGAAUCGUCAGUUGGCCUUGAAAUUCUUAUGACCGAUCUACAACUCGUCAAGGAAUCAAGUGGAGUCGAUCCUUUGACCAAUUAA
Molecule: messenger RNA, 1365 nt
Organism: Protopolystoma xenopodis
Lineage: Eukaryota; Metazoa; Platyhelminthes; Monogenea; Polystomatidea; Polystomatidae
Source: the annotation of a GenBank genome assembly